AUGGGUCCUUAUUUUUUGUCUCUUAACCAAUUGGGAUUCUGUAGCUCUAUGGAACCCAGCGAACAGAGAAUCCAGAGCUCUUCCGACACAAACAUUCCCCAACUCAUUCCUUCAAGAAUGGAACUCGAGAGAAAUGCUUUUGGGUUCGGGAUGGAUCCUUUCACUGGUGAUUAUAAAGUGGUUUCAAUUAGGGCAUACCACUGGGGUUCCGGCCUUGAUGAUGAUAUUCAUCCAUCAAGUUACUCUAAACACAUUGCUAUAUAUUCAUUGCGUGAUGAUUCUUGGAGAGAUUUCAAGGGUUUUUUUUUUCUCCGGAAUGUAGUGUUUCUUCCAUUUGAUGAACCGAUGCCGUUAAAAGGGAUACCAGAGCUAGGUUGCCGUCACCCAGGAACUAAUCUUGUUGGACACUAUUUUGGAGUCUACAAUGGCUCUCUUGCUUGGAUACAAUGUUAUCCAACACAUUACAUGGCACCAAACGUUUUCAACAUUUGGGUAUUGAAAGACGAACGUUGGACAAGAGAAUUAAGAGCUGGACCUUUUGAAGGAGCAAUUUUGCUUAGCUUUUGGAACAAAGGUGAGUUCCUCAUCCAAGUUGAGGAUGGGCAUUUGUACUUGGUAGACCCUAUUACCCGUGAGAUGAAGGAUCUUCGAACUGUGGCUUCUCAGGCUAUUGUUUACCAUGAGAGCCUGGUUUCUGUUCAGAGAAGAGACGCAGAAUUUGAUCAUUCAUAUAUUACAUUUCGUCUUAAGUUCGAUGUUUUCCGGGACUCGUACUGA
Molecule: messenger RNA, 777 nt
Organism: Camellia sinensis
Lineage: Eukaryota; Viridiplantae; Streptophyta; Magnoliopsida; Ericales; Theaceae
Source: RefSeq, a predicted model, not a curated record